CCGAUUAAAUAUUUCUUCUCUCCGCUCAUCUCUAUCUACCGGAUCGAGCAGUGGCGAAGAACCCUAGAGGAUGCUUUCUCCCAGGGGUGGCUGAAACCCGAUCGAAGAAGAAAGGAGGAAAUCUUGAUGGACGACGAAGGCACGCCAGGGCUACAAAACUGGGGAAGGUAUUAUCGGCCGCCGCCAUUGAAGGGAAACCUUGGCCUUCAACUAAUGUCCAAUGUUGGAGAACCCAUGACAAUGCCCUUUCUAUCCGGCGGCCACGGUAGCAACUAUACCCGUCGGGAAUGCGGCAUGCCCGAACCUUUCUCCCCCAAAAGAUGUAUAUUUUCCCCAAAAGGCACGCCUGAGCUCUCCUCUAUGCCGAUUGACUAUUCACGGGACAUUUGGUUCCAUAACAAUGAUCAAAACGGAAAGAUUCUUCAUGUCUUCCCAGGGAACCAUCACCAACACUCAAACAGCUAUGGAGCGCUUCUACCUGAAGCCACUGUGGCCUCUGCAGGAACCAGCGCCCAUACACUUCAAAUGCUUCAGCCAGUGGAUCCCCCAAAGGAAGAAAAGGCAGCAGUCAUCGAGGAUCCCGGUGUUUCUCAGUUGGAUAUUGUGCCCUUGAAGAAGAGAUCCAAGGGUCAGGGCCGCCCCUUUAAGCAUUCGAAGCAGAACAUGGGCAAGAAGGCUAUUGCACCCAAGGAAGAGUCUGUUAACUCUUCUGGGAGAAGAAGAUCGGCGAAUAAGAACCUUGAUAUGGUUAUUAAUGGGAUUGAUUUAGACUUGUCGGGAAUUCCAGCACCACUCUGCACUUGCACGGGCCAGCCGCAGCAGUGCUAUAGGUGGGGUGCUGGUGGGUGGCAGUCAGCUUGUUGCACGACAAGCAUGUCCAUGUAUCCAUUGCCGAUGAGCACUAAAAGGAAAGGGGCACGCAUUGCUGGGCGUAAAAUGAGUCAGGGUGCCUUCAAGAAAGUGUUGGAGAAACUUGCAGGGGAAGGCCAAGAUUUCAGUAACCCAAUAGACCUGAAACCUUUCUGGGCUAAGCAUGGUACCAACAAGUUCGUGACAAUUAGUUUCCAUGCAGGGGCAUGCAGUAAACGCUGCACGAGUGAGUUGCAAGAGCUUUUCCAAAUUAAGUGCAAGGUUAUGCUGCUGUUUUAAACUCUGUGAUGUUUGGGACAUCUUAGAGAUGUUCAUAGCUAAUAUAGGUUUUUCUUUAAAUGUUAUUUAAUUAUGCCAUUAUUGAUUAAUGUUUUCCUUUCCGUUGAUGUACCCGUUUCUAGGAUUUUGUUUUGUUUUUAUGUAUUGGUUCUCAUUUUAAUAGUGUAAGAUUCUUUGUAUGCUUAAAGGCAUCCAUAGUGCACUAUGUUGCUCCA
This is a messenger RNA of Dendrobium catenatum, 1364 nucleotides long. Its product is annotated as protein BASIC PENTACYSTEINE2-like. Gene Ontology annotation, molecular function: DNA-binding transcription factor activity; sequence-specific DNA binding. The record is from RefSeq and is a predicted model, not a curated record. The coding region runs from base 127 to 1149 and encodes 340 amino acids. NCBI's taxonomy places the organism in Eukaryota, Viridiplantae, Streptophyta, Magnoliopsida, Asparagales, Orchidaceae. Gene Ontology annotation, cellular component: nucleus. Gene Ontology annotation, biological process: response to ethylene. The transcript is spliced from 3 exons.